GAAGGCUGAGGCUGGGGGCUGCAGGCAAGAAGCUGGGCCAGGUCCUGGCCACUGCUGUCCUAGAGGACCUGCCGGGAUGUGCCUCUGAGGGCCACUCCGGAGCCCCCGCCAUGGCCCCCCGGGCCCUGUGGAGCUGCUACCUCUGCUGCCUGCUGACCACGGCCGUGGGGGCCGCGAGCUACCCCCCUCGGGGCUACAGCCUCUACACGGCGGGGGGCCGGACACUCAGCCCCGGAGGACCCCAGGCCCAGAGUGCACCCCGGCCUGCCAGCCGCCACAGGAAUUGGUGUGCCUACGUGGUGAGCCGCACGGUGAGCUGCGUGCUGGAGGAUGGCGUGGAGGCCUUCGUGAAGCCGGACUACCAGCCCUGCGGCUGGGGCCAACCUCAGUGUACUCGCAGCGUCACAUACCGCAGCUUUCUCCGGCCUCGGUACCGUGUGGCCUACAAGACAGUGACGGACAUGGAGUGGAGGUGUUGCCAGGGCUACCGUGGUGAUGACUGUGCUGAGAAUUCGGCCCCUGCGCUGGGCCCUGCCGUGGCCACCCCGCCCCCCCGGCCCUCCCGCCCCAACCUCUCCGGCUCCAGUGCCGGCAGCCACCUGAGUGGACUUGGUGGGGAAGGUCCUGGGACAUCGGAGAAGGUGCAGCAGCUGGAGGAGCGAGUGCAGGGCCUGACCAAGGACCUGCAGGGCCUCCGAGGCGUGCUGCAGGGACUGAACGGGCGCCUGGCGGAUGACGUUCAGAAAGCCGUGGAGACGGCCUUUAAUGGCCGGCAGCAGCCUGCAGACGCCGCUGCCCGCCCAGGCGUGCAUGAGACACUCCACGAGAUCCAGCGGCAUCUGCAGCUCCUGGACAACCGCGUCUCCACUCAUGACCAGGAGCUGGACCAUCUCAACAACAACCAUCACGGCGCUGGGGAUGGGGGUGGUGAUGACGGGGCCCGUGGGACACCAGAGCAGGCCCGGGGCCCUCCCAGCCCCUCCGAAGGGCUGCUGCGGGAGUUGGAGGUGCGGCUGCAGGAGUCGUGUCCAGCGUGCGUGACGGGGCUGGACAGCUUCCAACGGCAGCAGCAGGAGGAUCACGAGCGGCUGCUGGCCCUGGAGAAGCUGCUGGCCUCAGUGGAGGAGAGGCAGCGGCAACUUACCGGCCCGGGCCUAGGCCCCCGGCCUACGCAGGAAUGCUGUCCCCCGGAGCUGGGCCGCAGGCUAGCUGAGCUGGAGCGCCGGCUAGAUGUGGUGGCCGGCUCGGUGACAGUCCUAAGUGGCCGGCGAGGUGAAGAGCUGGGAGGCGCUGCAGGGCAGGGGGGUCAUCCCCCAGGCUACACCAGCUUGGCUUCCCGCCUCUCCCACCUGGAGGACCGAUUCAACUCCACCUUGGGGCCUUUAGAGGAGCAGGAGGAGACGAGGGGGCCUGGCCGGCCGGGAGGGCUGGUUCGCUGGCUGCCCUCAGCUGCCCGGGGCCAGCUGGAGAAGCUGGAGGGCCAGCUGGCCAACGUAAGCGGGGUGCUGGGUGGACGGCUGCAUGCCCUGGAGGACCAGGUGACUGGGGCCGUGCAGGCAUGUGGGCAGCUCUGCUCCGGGGCCCCGGUGGAGCAGGUCAGCAAGGGCCUCCGUGCUCUGGAGCACAGGGUGCUGGACAGCGAGGGGCAGCUGCGGAUGCUAAGCUCAGGCUUGCACAAGGUAGAGGCUGCUGGAGAGGCCCGGCAGGCGGUGCUGGAGGGGCUGCAGAGGGCCGUGGGGCAUCUCCAGAGCCGGGCAGAUGCCCAGGAGGAGGUGGCAGCCGAGUUGGCUCUGCGGUUGAACAUCACAGCCACACGGUUGGGCCACUUGGAGGCCCUGCUGCAGGCCCGUGGGGACGAGGGCUGUGGGGCCUGUGGAAGGGUACAGGAUGAACUGGGCCACCCGCGUGGUGACGGCGUGGAACGCUGCCCCUGUCCACUCCUGCCUCCCCGGGAACCCGGAGCAAGCUCUGGUACCGGGGGACCGAGCCGGGGACCUCUGGACGGCUUCAGUGUGUUUGGGGGCAGCUCAGGCACGGCCCUGCAGACUUUGCAGGGUGAGCUCUCAGAGGUGAUUCUGACCUUCAGCUCCCUCAACGACUCCCUGCACGAGCUGCAGACGGCCGUGGAGGGCCAGGGCUCCGAUCUGGCCGACUUGGGGGCCACCAAGGACCGAAUCAUCUCUGAGAUCAACCGGCUGCAGCAAGAAGCUUCAGAGCAUGUGACCGAGAGCGAGGAACGUUUUCGGGGCCUGGAGGAGGGACAGGCCCAGGCCAGCCAGUGCCCCAGCCUCGAGGGUCGCCUGGGUCGCCUGGAGGGCAUCUGCGAUCGGCUGGACACAGUGGCUGGGGGCCUGCAGGGCCUGCGCGAAGGCCUCUCCAGACAUGUGGCUGGGCUCUGGGCCGGCCUGCGGGAAGCCAACGACACCAGCCAGACUCAGGCGGCCCUGCUGGAGAAGCUGCUGGGAGGGCAGGCAGGCCUGGGGCGGCGGCUGGGUGCCCUCAACGGCUCCGUGUUGCUGCUGGAAGACCAGCUGCAUCAGCUCAGCCUCCAGGACCUCACUGGGCCUGCAGGUGAGGCUGGGCCCCCAGGGCCUCCAGGACUGCAGGGACCCCCAGGUCCUGCUGGACCUCCAGGAUUUCCUGGCAAGGAUGGACAACAGGGACCUAUGGGGCUGCCCGGUCCCCAAGGAGAACAGGGAGUGGAAGGAGCACCUGCAGUCUCUGGGCCCCGGGUGGCCUUCUCAGCUGCCCUGAGCCUGCCCAGGUCUGAGCCGGGCACAGUGCCCUUCGACAGAGUCCUGCUCAAUGAUGGAGGUUACUAUGACCCUGCCACGGGUGUGUUCACUGCACCAGUGGCAGGGCGCUAUUUGCUGAGUGCAGUGCUAACCGGUCAUCGGCACGAGAAAGUGGAGGCUGUGUUAUCCCGCUCCAACAUCGGGGUGGCCCGCAUCGACUCGGGGGGCUACGAGCCUGAGGGCCUGGAAAACAAGCCGGUGGCCGAGAGCCAGCCCAGCCCAGGUGCGUUGGGCGUCUUCAGCCUCAUCUUGCCGCUGCAGGCCGGGGACACAGUGUGCAUCGACCUGGUCACCGGCCAGCUAGCACACUCGGAGGAGCCACUCACCAUCUUUAGUGGAGCCCUGCUGUAUGGGGACUUGGAGCUGGAACAGGCGUAGAUGGGUUUGAGGACCCUUUGA
Molecule: messenger RNA, 3194 nt
Organism: Suncus etruscus (white-toothed pygmy shrew)
Lineage: Eukaryota; Metazoa; Chordata; Mammalia; Eulipotyphla; Soricidae
Gene: EMILIN1
Product: elastin microfibril interfacer 1
Exons: 8
Coding region: 111-3173 (1020 amino acids)
Molecular function (GO): protein binding; extracellular matrix constituent conferring elasticity
Source: RefSeq, a predicted model, not a curated record